CCAAUAUAAUUUAUCAUUUUCGUGUGUACAAGAUGGGAAAAAAUUAUUAAUCACAUUUCUACAAAAUUUUACUUGUAUCUCUAAAGAUAUCAGACUGGAAAAAAAGGAAACAUACAUAUGUCAUUUCAACAUUCAUUCCAUUUGAUAAAAGAUAAUAGAAAUGGGGGUUACAGGUGUACUAGGUAAAAAGAGAUGCUCUUACAGCCAGUGUCAUGCGAUUAAAGCAUAUGUGAUGCGUGUGUAAAACACGUAUGUGCGACAAGUAGUAUGUGUGUACACCUAUUUUGUACAUAUACGAUACAAUAAAAAAUUUCACAACUUUUAAAAUCCGUAUGCUUGGGUGAAACAUGUUCAUUUGAGCAUAACCUGUUCUGUAGAGAGCUACAAUUUUCAAUGCGAAUUCUGUAUAUUAUAUAUAUCAUAAUUAUUACGAAAAAGAAUUAUUAUUCAUUUCUGAAAGUAUAAAGUAUGUUACAUGUAAAAAAAAUUAUUCCUUCAGAGACUGACGAAACACGAUAUUCAUGAUUGCAUUCAAGAUUCGUUGACAUUUUUAACGUUUUUUAUUUGUCUUUAAUUUGAUCUAAUGUCUAAUGUCUCUCAUGUAUCUGACAAGUAACUUUUGCAUAUAAACACUUUCUAGAGAAUUAAUAUAUGUAUGUACAACAUGUCAGUUUUUUUACUCAUAGCUUACAUAAGGAAGAAUACAUAAAGGAAAAACAUUUUUUUAAUACAUAUCGAGUUUUAAAUAGAUUUAUACACAAAAGCAGUCAAAAAGUAUAACUCUUGGAUAUUUAACAAAAGUGUGUUUAAUGAGGUGUGAUGUGAUAUAAUCAAUGAAAUAUAUAACAGCAAAUAAAAAAUUAUCAACUAGACAUGUUACAGAUUGACUUUUGGAAUUAAAUAUUGCGAUAUGCAGAAUGUUAACUUGAAUAAAUGUUCUACUAAUAUCACAAAGAACAGAGUCUCUCAGAACAUUGCAGAAUGUGACAUAAUUGAUGAUGAAGUAGUAACUUUACAGCAACAAAUAAUAGAAUUGAAUAAAGUUAUUGUAAAUUUGGAAGAUGCUAUACAAAUAAAAGAUACACAAUUAGAAAACACACAUCGAGAGAAAGGGAGACUAUUGACAGAGCUAAAGAAACAACAAAGAUGUAACAGAAAUCUUAAACAACAGUUAGAUGAUGAGAAAUAUUUUUAUCAGAGGGAAAAAGAACACUUCAUCGAAGAAAUGCAACGAUACAGAACUAAAUACACUGGUAACGUGUCAAAGUUUCAGCAGCAACGACAUAAAGAAUUAGAAGAAGCACAAGAUAUUUUAGAAACAGAAAAUAAACGACUUAGAGAAGAAUUGGCAGAUAAAAACAAAGUUACAUAUAAUAUAUGUAUAAAGUUUCUUCGCAUGAAACAUUCCAAGGACACAUUAAGAUAUAAAUUGGAUCAGCUGUUGCACGAGCAUCUGUUAGUAAUAGCUGAAAUGAUGGAAAAGUUAGAUGAGGCAAGAAAGGAGCUUAACUUAAUUGUAUCAGAGAAAUUUCAAGAACCAUUGCCCCUUAAUAAAGCUAAAUUUUUACAAGUUGUACAAAGAAAUAACAGAUUGAUGUAUGAAAAUGCAACAUUAAAGGUACAAGCUCAUCAACUUACACAGAAUAUAGAAAAGUUAAAAAGUCAAAUGCAAAAACCGAAAAAGAUUAACAUAGAUGCUAAAAUUAUUGAGAAAUUAUCAUCGCAAAGUAGUACAAGCUCAACUCUCAUCAACAAAACGGAGAAAAUCGCUUUGCUCUCUAAAUUAUAUCAAUCUGUUGAUGAUUUUGGAGAUGUAAAGACUGAAUGUGUUCAAAGUGCACCGGGAAUUAUGGAAACAAUUCCUCAACAGAAUAGAUAGCUCUACAAAUUAAACAAUGUAUUGAAUCACAUUAUUCGUUUCGGAUAUCUUCAUUAAUCAGACAAAAGUGACAGGAGUCAGCUAGAGAUG
This is a messenger RNA of Nylanderia fulva, 1969 nucleotides long. RefSeq lists its product as uncharacterized. The record is from RefSeq and is a predicted model, not a curated record. NCBI's taxonomy places the organism in Eukaryota, Metazoa, Arthropoda, Insecta, Hymenoptera, Formicidae.